Messenger RNA from Phytophthora nicotianae INRA-310, 789 nucleotides. RefSeq lists its product as hypothetical. Gene Ontology annotation, molecular function: tRNA 2'-phosphotransferase activity. Bases 48 to 737 code for a protein of 229 amino acids. The record is from RefSeq and is a predicted model, not a curated record. Gene Ontology annotation, biological process: tRNA splicing, via endonucleolytic cleavage and ligation. NCBI's taxonomy places the organism in Eukaryota, Oomycota, Peronosporomycetes, Peronosporales, Peronosporaceae. The transcript has a single exon.
AGUAAAUAUAACGAAAGGCAAGUCAAAAUCUCUCCAUUAUCACUCCGAUGGCGUCGAGAGCAGAGCAGCGCAAGCCUCGUCGAGGUAAAACUCGUCCUGCCGGGCGUAAAGAUGACCCUCCUGAAGUUCGUCUGUCCAAAACUUUGGCAUACGCGUUGCGUCACGGAGCUGAGGAUCUCCAACUGGACAUGAGACCGUCGGGGUUAGUCCCGUUGGCUCAACUUCUCUCUCUCUCACUGUUCCAGUCAUUCACGGAGCAACAGGUCGAAGAAGUUGUGCGUACCAACGCUAAAAAGCGGUUCUCAAUGACCACAGACGAGUCCGGAGCCGUGAAAUUCAUCCGAGCCAAUCAGGGACACACGCUCCAAUUGGUGCAGGACGAGGAGCUCUUGACUCCUUUGGAAGACCCUAAUGCCAUUGACAAGUGUGUCCAUGGGACGUAUCUCAAGUUCUGGGAGAGUAUCUGGAACUCUGGACUGUCUAAGAUGCAGAGAAACCACAUCCACUUUGCCGAGAGGGAGGUAAUGGAUGAUCAGGUGGUGAGUGGCAUGCGGUCGAACUGUAACUUGCUGCUGUACAUCGACUUCCCCAUGGCGGUGAAGGACGGAAUCAAGUUCUACAAGUCCAGCAACAACGUGGUAUUGAGUUCUGGCUUGGGGGACACGGGGGUUAUUGAUCGACGCUACUUUCUUCGAGCGGUCAAGAGAGAUGGAACGAUAGUGUAUGAAAGAGAGUAAAUUUUGUUUUCUCUUAAACCUACGAAAAUAGUCAGCGAACUAAAUCUCCGCU